Dovyalis caffra is the source of this 402-nucleotide messenger RNA. The record is from the annotation of a GenBank genome assembly. NCBI's taxonomy places the organism in Eukaryota, Viridiplantae, Streptophyta, Magnoliopsida, Malpighiales, Salicaceae.
AUGGGAGAGAAGAUGGAGCGAGAUACUAGUCCGGCUUUUCUUAAAGUAAGAAAAGUUAAUGCCACAUUGCACAACCCUCGUUUGCCUCCAAAUGCAAAGAAGAACCGGGAUAAUUUGAUCAUUGUUGUAUUAGUCCUCUUGGGUGGCUCAGUGAUUGUCAUCUUCUUAUUGUCCGGUCUCUUAUGUUUACGAUCUUUCCUUUAUCAUAAGAAGCACACAAAAAACCACCAACAAGAAAGGUCCAUGGGAAUGAAUUUGCGGUGUUUGACCUAUGAAGAGCUCGAGGAUGCUACAAAUGGAUUUAAUGAAGAACUGGGAAGAGGAUCUUUCGGCGUUGUGUAUAAAGGUGUAAUAGGAAGUGGUUCCACGAGUCCCUGUUGUUGUUGCGAGUCAAGAAGUUAG